AUGGCUCCGCGCAAUCCCGAUUCUCGCGAUGCGGGCAUUGCGACGCCCCUGGCUAGAUUUUGGACACAUUCCUAUGCGCCCGACUACUUAGGAUUCGGCGCUCUUCUAGCAGCAUACCUGGUCCUGGUGUUUUUCGUCGAACCCUUCCAUCGCAUGUUCUAUAUCAACAACCUCAACAUUGCCUUUCCUCAUGCUGAGAUAGAGCGGGUGCCUGUUUGGCUUAACAUCGUAUAUGCUGCAUGCGUCCCUUUGGUUCUCGUCAUUGUCUACAACAGCGUGACUCGCGCUUCGUUUCAUAAACACCACAAUGCCGUCCUCGGCCUUGCCAUUGCCUUGAUCAUGACUUCAUUUCUUACCGAUAUUGUAAAAAAUGCGGUUGGACGGCCGCGCCCUGAUCUUAUCGCUCGUUGCAAGCCGGCGCCCAGCACUAAACCAGACAUGCUUGUCAGUAUUGACGUCUGUACCGAGACCAAUCAUCACACCCUGCACGACGGAUGGCGCUCGUUCCCGUCAGGUCACUCUAGCUUUUCAUUCAGUGGACUCGGGUACUUAUCUUUUUUCCUGGCCGGCCAGUUGAGGAUAUUCCGCGAUAAGAAGGGACUUGGACGGUCUUUGGUGUGCUUAGCACCGUUGGUUGGAGCGGCAAUGAUUGCUAUAAGCCGAUGCCAGGACUAUCGUCACGAUGUCUAUGAUGUGUGUGUGGGUUCAUUUUUGGGCAUUACUGUGGCAUUGUGGAGUUAUCGUCGAUACUGGCCGAGGCUAAACAGCCGCGAUUGCCAUGAACCCUAUCCUACGCCAGCGAUAGAACACGAAGAUGGAGAAGGCUGGCAGCGGGUGCGAGACGAGGAGGAGGGUGGUGGUCCUAUCUUGGGUCGCAGUGCUGGGUACGAAAUGGUCAACUUAGGAAGAGUUCAUGGCUAA
Xylaria bambusicola is the source of this 921-nucleotide messenger RNA. Its product is annotated as PAP2 superfamily protein. The transcript is spliced from 3 exons. Gene Ontology annotation, molecular function: phosphatidate phosphatase activity. The record is from RefSeq and is a predicted model, not a curated record. Lineage: Eukaryota; Fungi; Ascomycota; Sordariomycetes; Xylariales; Xylariaceae. The coding region runs from base 1 to 921 and encodes 306 amino acids. Gene Ontology annotation, biological process: phospholipid metabolic process.